UUUUCUCGUCUCAGGCUAGAACAAGCCACACAGCUUAGAUUAUGAACUAGAACCACCAAACAAGCCUCACUGCACUAGAACUGCUUAUGCAUUCGUCGACUGUUUUGUAAAAUAUUGCAUCUUGUGCGCCCCUUUCCCGUGUCUCCUCUCAUCAACUGUUAGCCACCUCUUACCAGUUCCGUGACUUGGUUGACUCUGUUACUAGAUUGCGAGGUACCAGCGCGCUGCAAACUUCCGUUUCGCUCAGUAAAAGCCGAGUUGAAGGCUGUUUCGUCUAAAGGCAGCUGCUCAGGAUGCCGUCUUUCGUUGCGAUAGAAUCGUCCCUGGGAACCACGCGACCCGACAUAGUAGUACCUUCUACCACUGGUAGUACCACUGGCCGCAAUCACCAGUCCCUCUCAUUCAAGCACGCGUGUUCCAUCCGCCUUUCGUCGUCCCCCACUGCCAAACCCGCCGUUUUCUCGCCAUCUCUGCGAAAAUCCGUCGGUGACAGGCUCCGUUCUCCCCGCCGCUCGUCUUCUCCUUCCCAUCUCCAACCAAGAGCGACAAUAAUCCUGCCAUCAGACGGCGAAUUUGUAACAUUUUUAAGAGAAGAGAAGUCCUUCGGGGAGGCCUAUGGUCCUAGUUUGCAUGGGCCCGUUCAUUCGACGACAAGGAAUCAUUCUUCUGCCCGGAAAAGUUUGACUCGCGCGCGGUUGAGCCAGCAAGUGCGUCCCACGGCAAUCCAGCAGCCAAUCGACGCCCGCCACGUGGCUGAGAAUCAGUGGCCUGACGAGCAACUAGCACCCGCGAUUCCGUGGUACGCGCGGCACCUCCUACUGCCGCAUCAUGCGGCGGAAUCUGCGGAGCGCCACGCGGCGGAAUUUGCGGUCAGGCAGCUUCCAGAAGGGGUGGAAGCAGAAAGGAUUGAAGGUCUUGACGGGCAGCUGAACGGGCAGGAAACUGCGGGAAAAGCGCAGCAGCAGCAUCAUUGGCCGGACCUGUGGCAGCCUAGCCAUGGCGAAGCGCACUUAGUAGACAGCAGCGGAAAGCGGUUGCUCGAGCCGCGCGCGUUAUUAGUGGACGCGUUUGGUACAUUGGUGGAAACGGCGGAGGAGGAAACUAUGGUGUAUGCCUCUAUUGGAAGCAAGUUCGGCGUGGAGAUUAGUCCCGAGGAGAUCGGGAGGCGGUAUGAAGCGGUGUACAGGAAGCCAUGGCUGCAGUCUAAGCUGAGGUAUGAAGGCGACGCGCUACCCUUCUGGCAUCACAUCAUCUCAGAAUCCACCGGCUGCAACAACCCCAGUUACACUGAGGAGUUACACGGUUACUACAUCAAGAAGCACGCCUGGCGCUUCACCGACCCCAACGCCCGCGAGGCUUUCGCUGCGAUCCGCCGCGCGGGGAUCAAGAUAGCGCUCGUGUCAAACUUUGACACGCGCCUAAGGGACCUGCUCCGUGUCUUAAACUGCUACGAUUGGUUCGACGCGAUCGCGGUUUCGGCUGAGGUGGAGGCGGAGAAGCCGAGCCGGGAGAUUUUCCACGCGGCGUGUGACAUGCUGGGGGUGCUGCCGCAUGAGGCUGUGCAUGUGGGGGAUAGCAAGAAUAAGGACGUUGCUGGGGCGAAGAGGGCGGGGUGUGGCGCGGCGUGGCUCUGGAACGAAGACGUGCAUUCCUUUACCGAGGUGGCACAACGGCUAGGAAUCUCAGUUCAGGCAUCACCACCUGAGAGUGAGUUACUUCGCAUUCUCUGAGGAGCAUGGUUUUCAUAGGAACAAAUAGUCAAAGCACAUGCAUGGGUUUUCUGAGCCCACUAGAAUGUUUUGGGGGUGUAGCGAUCAUUGUAUAUAGGGGGAGCUGUCGUGCACUAGGAUUGGACAUAUGGAUGGUUUGUGGUGUGUACUUUUUGGGUUGUGCAUGUGAUAGUUUUUGUUGUGUACACUUUGGUUUGUGUAUAUAAUUAGAUGCAGAUCCAG
Molecule: messenger RNA, 1952 nt
Organism: Closterium sp. NIES-67
Lineage: Eukaryota; Viridiplantae; Streptophyta; Zygnematophyceae; Desmidiales; Closteriaceae
Source: the annotation of a GenBank genome assembly